AGCCAGAGCGGAAGUGUGUUUGUAACCUAAAGAGAGGGGUGUUGCAACCCCAGUGCGACUCACUCACCCCCGUCCUGUCCUUGAGAACUGGCAGCCACGCUCAGCCUGGUGCCUGGACUUCCUGGUGACGCCCCCUGACACUGCCCACAGGACCCCCGAGAGCCCUCGGGUCGGCUGGGCCCAGCGGUGGUGCUUCCGGGAGGACUAACCCUCGGCGCAGUGGGGCAGAGGGAAUCGGUCCUCCCUGGGUGCCGCCCUGGCCCCAGCAGCCCUGGUCACCUUCAAACCCAGCUGCGGCCGUAUCCGGGUCAGCUACAUCCAGACUAGGGCCAAGCAAGGGGCUGUGUGUGAAACGCUUCUGGGGGUGCGAUUUCCUCAGCCCAGGGAUAUUCGCUCCCCGCCCCAGGAUGGGCAGUCACAGGUCCAGCAGGCUGCAGGGCCAGUAGCUGUGGGGUUUAGGCCUGGAUGGCCCCUGAGGCCUGCUGUGCCCCUAGACAGGGGUUUGGGGGUGACUGGGUCACGGGGCUCCGUGCUGGCUGCGGCAGGGCGGGGCCUGAAGCCUGGACUUCCUGUUCGCCGUGCGGGGAGCAGCUCUCCACCGGGCCCUGGGCCGCAUGGCUGCUUCUCCACCACCUCCAACCUGGACGGAAGGCAGGCCACGGCGGCCCUGGCCCCCAGGCUGCAGGCUGUGCCGAGCUGGCGACAAGGAAGUGACUCAGACGCUGUCGCUGAGGGCAUCGGUUUCUGUAGACGCUGAGACCCCAACUGCGUGAGCCUGGGGCUCAGAUACGGAAAUGCGUCUUCCCCAGGCCUGGCAGCUGCAGGCCCGACGUCACCCGGCUCCCUCCAGGGCACGAUGCCCUUCCCGGUCCCUUCUGGCACAUCCCUGCAGCCUGGCUCUACUUCAGGCGAGCAUCAGUGUCCUGGAGCUGUAACUCGAAUAGCGGCUGAGACCUGUCUCCCUGCAGGCUCCAUGCUGAGGCCAGCAGGACGUGACGCCGGGGGACACUGUCCAGUGCGGACCCACAGGUGACCAUAUGCAAAGGCCCUGGGUGCACGGUUCCUGCUGCUCUUAGUAUGACAGAAGUGAAGGUGGUUACCGUCCAGGAGGCUGAGGCAUGAGGAUCAGCACAAGUUCAAGGCCAGCCUGGAGUCCAUCAGGAGACCUUGUUUCAAAAACUCCACCAGGCAGACACGAGCAGCCUGACACGGGGAUGUGGAAUGGAAUCGGUGACAGGGUCUCACUGUACAGCCCAGGACAGCCUUGAGUUUGUGGUGAUCGUCCUGCCUCAGCCUCCCGAGGGCCGGGAUCAGAGGCUGGCGUCUCCCCGCCCGUGGCGAUGGCGCCCUCUCUCUGCCACAGCUGGAGUGGCUCUUCCAAGAUCCCCGCCCUGCAGACCCUCAGUGCUGGCCUAUGGCGGUCCCCUGCCGCAUCCUGCCAUGUGGCGUGACCUCGCGUCCACCCUGGGGUGGAGGAAGGGGGGACCGGUGCCCUGGGACAGCAGGAGGGAGCCGAGCGGGACCCCGAGCAGCAGCCUGGAGCUGAGCCUCUCGGCAGAGCUCACCAACGCAGGGCGUCAUGGCGUCACCUCCCUGCUGGAGGGAAUGUUCCAGAAGCCACAGCUUUCCUCCAGCACAGAAGUAUCGCCUGAAGGUCCCUGGGAUGGAUGUGCUGUGCUUCUAGAAGGUUCUGUGCUUUUCGGGGUGGCUGACUCGUGUCCCCCAGCUGUCAGGCUCAGUCCUGACCCGGCCUCACCGGGCUGCCAAGGUGCGAGGUCACAUGAGGCCUUGGUCCGGGACAGCAGGAGAGGCGGCCCAAGAGAAUCCAGGCCGCUGCACCCGACUCCCAGGCUGCCCGCGGCGGUGGGGACCCUGGACUGGCCUCUCCAAGGCCGCGCCAACCCGGGUGGGGCAUCACCGCGUCCCAGGCGCUGCGAGAGGCCAGGCUGUCCCCACGUCCCUGUGCUCGGCCUCCGGCGGUGGCCACAGCCCUGGGCCCCGGCUGCCUCUGGCCUGGCCCGUGGCCUCCUUCCCUGUGUCCAGCCUGUUUCCCCUGGGAGCCUCACCUGCUGGCCUGGGGCCACCUUGUGCCAGCCGGAUGCCCGGGAGCCUGUGCGAUGGGAAGAGGCUUCCUGGACAGCCACGCCCGGGACACAAGUCCCAGCGUCCUGCUGUCCCGGGCACUCAGGGAGCCACUGGUGCCACGCAUGGGGAAACGGGGGUCGGGGUCCCGGGGAGGUGGCCAAUGGCCCGUGUUGGGUGCAGGUGGGACGCGAAGCUGAGCACAGGCACCACCAAGGGGCAAGCAGCCCUGGGCACGGGGCGGCAGGAGGGGGCCUGUCCUCAGGGGCACGGCGCCCAGACGGAGCACGGUGCCAUGAGGCCACCGUGAGCCCGGGCUGCCUCCCGUCACGCCAGCUGCAGCGUCUUGGGACAGGCACCGUGCGGACAGACCUGGUGCUCAGCAGGCCCCAGGAGUGUGGGAGGCCAGGGUGAGGCCUCUGGCGACUCAGGGACCCCCCACCACUCAUGGACAUGACAGCUAUCUCCAAACAGGGCCCCUGGCAAGCGCGAGGAUGAGGGUUCAACGCCCCCAAAAUAAAUAAGUAAGAAGCGCC
Molecule: messenger RNA, 2618 nt
Organism: Cavia porcellus (domestic guinea pig)
Lineage: Eukaryota; Metazoa; Chordata; Mammalia; Rodentia; Caviidae
Exons: 2
Coding region: 1222-2496 (424 amino acids)
Source: RefSeq, a predicted model, not a curated record